AAACUGUGUGGGACUAAUUACCCACUCAGCAUCUGCUUCGUGGUGGUGAAUGAGUUCUGUGAACGAUUCUCCUACUAUGGCAUGAAAGCCGUGCUGACGCUGUAUUUCCUCAACUACCUGGAAUGGGACAAAGAUCUUUCCACUGCCGUCUAUCACGCCUUCAGCGGCCUGUGCUACUUUACACCCAUCCUGGGAGCCCUCAUCGCCGACUCCUGGCUCGGGAAGUUCAAGACCAUCAUCUACCUGUCUUUUGUUUACGUCAUCGGCCAUGUGGUCAAAUCAGUGGGAGCCAUUCCCACUGUGGGCAACAAGGAUUCACACAUCUGUGUUCAUUGCUGGCAGCAGUCUGUACAAGAGGUCUCCACCUCAGGGAAACAUCCUGCUGCAAGUCUGUAACUGCAUUGGAUUUGCCAUUAAAAACCGCUGGAAGAGCUCAAAGUCCGACCCAAAGAGGAAGCACUGGCUGGACUGGGCUGAAGACAAAUACUCAAAGCGUCUGAUUCAGGAGAUUAAGAUGGUCCUGAGGGUUCUGGUGCUCUACAUCCCCUUGCCAAUGUUCUGGGCUCUGUUUGAUCAGCAGGGCUCCCGCUGGACCCUUCAAGCCACAAGGAUGAACCUGGCUUUUGGAGAAUCCUUCACCAUUCAGCCUGAUCAAAUGCAGAUGCUGAACGCUCUGAUGAUCCUGCUCUUUGUGCCCAUCUUUGACCUCAUCAUAUAUCCACUGGUUGGCCUGUGCAGAGUCAACAUCACGCCUUUGAGGAAAAUGGCUGCAGGAAUGAUAUUUGCAGCACUUGCCUUUGGAGCAGCCACAUUGGUGGAGGUCAAUGUUGUGAAAACUGUGGUGGAACCAGCACCUGCAGGGAAGUGUCUCCUGCAGGUCGUUAACCUGGCAGAAGGAAACGCCACCGUGAAUAUUCUGGACAGCAGCUUUACGAUCUCACAGCUUCAGGACCCUCCGCAGUACAAGCUGCUCCAUCUCCAGGAUUCCAGCAAAGAACUCGAUAUUGAAGUUACUCUUGGUGCAAAGACAACGUGCCGUCAGACGUUUACACAGGAGAAGGCCUACAGUCUCAUCAUAUACCAAGAAAUUAAUGACAUCAAGUGCAAGUUGGUCGAAGACCAUAUUAAUAAAAAUGAAGAUGGGACCCCCAAUGUGAGGUUCCUGAACACACAGCCAGAAGCCAUGAACCUAACUAUAGGAGGAGUGGUGUUUUCUGCCCCCCCUGAUUACGGCGUGUCUUCUAACCAGAGCGUGAAACGAGGAGAACACUCAGUGAAGUGCAACACUCAGUCAGCGGACUGUGGACAUCUCUACCUGGGCCUGCUGGACUUUGGAGCUUCUUACACUUUUAUACUCAUAAAUGAAUCAGGGAAAAUUGCGGCUAAAAGGAUGGUGGACGUGACCGCCAACAACGUGCACAUCGCCUGGCAGAUCCCUCAGUACGCCCUCAUCACUGCAGGAGAAGUCAUGUUCUCCAUCACAGGCCUGGAGUUCUCCUACUCACAGGCUCCCACCAACAUGAAGUCGGUGCUGCAGGCCGGCUGGCUGCUCACGGUGGCCUUUGGGAAUGUGAUCGUGCUGAUUGUGGCUGAGGGUGCAGGACUGGAGCAGCUUUAAAUAUACCUGAGAAAUGAAGUUUACAUGAUGUUUCUGUAACAGAAUCCAAGGUGAUGCAUUUGUCUUAUUAAAAAACAAAUUUUUAAACGUUGGUGACAUUUACAUUUCAUUCAUUGGAACCACAUUUUAUUUUUAUUUUAAAAAAUACAGGAAAAAACAGCUUUUUCUACAGUUAUUUUUAACUUGUGAUUUCUGGGAAGUGUCUCAAGCCGACUUUGUUUCACAGCCCACAGUGGGGUCUCCAUGGGAACACUUGAAUCAUUUUUUAAUUUCCUACCAACAUAAGCUUCUUAUGUUAAUGCAAAUAAUGCAUGUGCUGUAAAAAUAAAGGUUUUGGGAAGCAAAUGUGUAAUUUUGUUCAUAUUGCACUCAGACACAGAAAAAAACUGAUUUAUCGGGUACUUCUGACCRUAUUUUAUGGUUUUUAUUCAGGAAAAAUAAGAUUCUAUUGCUCCCUAUAAGCUGCUGUAAAAAUAUAUUAACUGUGAUACUAAAACCUGUUUGUUUUAAAUGUAAAUAAAGUCUGCAAAUGAA
Austrofundulus limnaeus is the source of this 2152-nucleotide messenger RNA. It is a transcript of the gene slc15a2, whose product is annotated as solute carrier family 15 member 2. Gene Ontology annotation, molecular function: oligopeptide transmembrane transporter activity. The record is from RefSeq and is a predicted model, not a curated record. Gene Ontology annotation, cellular component: membrane. Lineage: Eukaryota; Metazoa; Chordata; Actinopteri; Cyprinodontiformes; Rivulidae. Gene Ontology annotation, biological process: transmembrane transport; oligopeptide transport.